AUGGCCAGGUCAGCUGACACCAUUGAGAUGUCGGCUCUGGGCCGCCCUUUCCAGCUGGGGAUGCUGUACGACUGCCGCAGUGACGCCCUCAUCCCAGGCAUCACUUUAUGGGACCUGGAGACACUUCAAAAUGAUGUAGACGCAAAACCACAAUCCAAGACUGAAUUUCAGAUUGUUGCAUCUGACACCACUGAAGACAAGGCCUCUGCCCUCAGUGUCACAGCAUCGCUGAAGGCCAGUUUCCUGCUUGGCCUGGUGGAAGUGGGUGGAUCUGCAGAAUAUUUAAGUGAUACCAAGACAUCAAAACAUCAAGCCCGUGUUUCUCUCCAGUACUCAACUACAACACAGUUCAAGCAGCUGACUAUGAGCCAUUUAGGGUACCAUAAUAUCUCCUACCCUGACGUGUUUGACCAAGCCACGGCCACCCACGUGGUCACGGCUGUGCUGUACGGGGCACAGGCUUUCUUUGUCUUUGAUCAGGACAUUUCUUCAUCUGAGAACAUACAAGAGAUACAGGGAAAACUCCAGGUUAUCAUUAAAAAGAUACCCCAGGUUUCCAUCGAAGGGGAAGGAGCUCUCAAAAUGGAUGACACGGAAAAAAAACAAGCUGAAAAACUUAGUUGUAAGUUUUAUGGUGACUUUGCUCUUGAGAACAAUCCAUCUACUUACCAAGAUGCCAUGAAAACAUACUCCACCCUCCCCAAGCUGCUGGGCGCCCAGGGGGAGAAGGCCGUGCCAGUGAGAGUCUGGCUAUACCCGCUGACCAAGCUGGAUUCCAGAGCUGCUCGGCUGGUGCGUGAGAUCAGCACAGAACUGAUCUUUGAUGUUCAAACCGCCCUGGAGCAGCUGACAGAAUUAGAGAUGCGAUGUAAUGACGCGGGGAAGAAUCCAAUUGCCUCAACCUUCCCCGAAAUCAAGAGGAAAAUCCAGCAAUUCAAAGAUCUGUGUAAGCAACACAGACAGACUUUCCAGAAACAGCUAGCAGGAAUCUUACCCUCCAUCCGUGGAGGUGGAAAAGAGGAAGGGGCCCUGGUGGACAUUUUAACCUACAAAAACCAAUCACCGUUCAACACCCAGCAACUCAAUGAAUUUAUGGAUAAAAAGGAACGAGAAAUGACUUUCAUCAAUUCCUAUCUUUCUGUCCUAGAGGAUGUGGAAGUGGUGUCCUCCCGGAAUAAACUGGAUGAAAUAGUACUUGACCCCAUGAAUGACUUUGUCGUCGCCUUUAUGUUCACUUCAUUACACGAAGAGGAGCCAUAUUUAUCAGAUUUAAAACUCUGCCUUCAGACCCAGUUUAUGAAGAAUACCCAAGAUCCUGCAUCAGCCAGUUCUGUCAGCGAGAAAUCCAAACUGUGGGUUGAGGACAAAGAGAGAAACCAAAAAGCCCGAAAAUCUGCAAAAUCCAUUUCAGACUUUGCCCGGGUCAAUAAAUCUCAUGGGAAAACUCGAUUCAUUGUGGCCUCGGUCCCAGAUGAGGACAAUCCUGGAGCUUCAAUUUACCUCUAUGAAAAUGGAGAGCUGGUCAACGCUAGCUAUGAACUUCCAUCGAAGCCUCUUUCUCUCCUGACAGAUGGAGUCAGACAUGACCAUGUGCAGCUCACAUUUAAACCAGCAGCCUUUGGGAGAAAGGAGAUAACCGGCUAUCGGGUGGAGCACAGAAUGGUAGGGCAGGAGAACUGGACGGCUGUGGAUACAAAUGAUAAACAAGAGACCUUCACAGUAACGGGGCUCCGUGCAAACACCACAUACCAGUUCCGAUACGCUGCAGUGAGCAAACCAGGGCUCAGCGAGAGCAGCGACGUGAGUGAUCCUCUGGAGACGGCCGUGCAAGGGCUGCAGCCGCAAAUCAAAGCUGGCCUGACAAAGCUAGAAGAGCUAAGACAGACGCAGCGAGCUCUGGAACAGCAUCAGGGGGAAAUGGAGGCCAAUAAAGACUUUGAGUAUGAGGUAGGGAAAACAGUGCCAGUGAAACUAGAGGUUAUUAAAGAUUAUUUAACAAACUGUCAGACUUGUCAUUACACGUGCCACUAUCCCUGUGGCAUUGCUGAUGACAAACAGAAGAACAGGUGUUCUGCGAUGGACAAGUCUGGACGCUGCACUGUUUGCCCAGGUAAAUGUCAGUGGAAUGUUCACUUCAAUCAAAAGUACAGGUGGGAUUAUAAGGUAGUAAAAGAGAAACAGACCUACACACAACUGAAGGAAAAGUACGAGAAGGCAUCGGGUGAGGUGAUGACGACUGAGAAGAUAUUUGAGCAGCUUUUUCUGGACUACACAGAAGUAGAAGAUAUAGUGCUAGAGCUUAUUGAGAGAUCAUCUCUCAGCCUCCAGCGCCUGCAAGAAAUUGCCUUAAAACCAAACCCGCUGUCCACUCCGGACUACAUUGACCAGAUGGUCAUGUCAGAAGAACAGGAAGCAAAGCCUGGGUACCAGGAACGCAUACAAUCACUGAGUAAAGUGAGAGAAACAGCUGUGAUAAAAACCAAGACCGCCAAUAACGAGGAAUUGCUGCCCGCAGAGUUGGAAAUAUAUAAGAAGCGUAGUCAAAAGCGAUCUAGAUUUCAACGAAUGUUUGAUGCAGUAAAACACUUGUUUAAAUAA
This is a messenger RNA of Chelonia mydas (Green sea turtle), 2598 nucleotides long. RefSeq names its product stonustoxin subunit alpha. Bases 1 to 2598 code for a protein of 865 amino acids. Gene Ontology annotation, molecular function: protein binding. The transcript is spliced from 3 exons. The record is from RefSeq and is a predicted model, not a curated record. NCBI's taxonomy places the organism in Eukaryota, Metazoa, Chordata, Testudines, Cheloniidae.